AUGUCCGGAGGAGUAGAUUCUUCCGUCACCGCAAAAAUACUAGCGGACAAAGAUUACGACCUAUCGGCAGUGUUCAUGCGCAACUGGGACACCCGCGACGAGUCUGGUUCAGAUCAUGGAUGUGAGUGGGAGAAAGACUGGGAGGACGUCAGACGCGUGUGUGGGGUGCUCGAUAUACCUUGUACAAUGGUGGAUCUCUCCCGUGAAUACUGGACGCGGGUAUUCGAGCCCUCUUUGAAAUCCUGGGAGAGCGGUAUCACGCCCAACCCUGACGUGUGGUGUAACAAAGAAGUGAAAUUCGGCGCAUUGCUCGACCGCCUUACUCAGGAUCCUGGGUUUUCAAACACUCCAUGGCUUGCAACCGGUCACUACGCAAGUAAAGAUUGGAAAGACCAUGACGGCGUUUCACGACCAAGGCUUCUUCGUCCUCGCGACGUCACAAAGGACCAGACAUAUUAUUUAUCUUCUAUCCCCGAACGCAGCCUUUCCCGCGCUCUUUUUCCUCUAGGAACUCUAAAAAAGACAGAAGUCAGAGAGCUCGCUGUGAAAUGGAACCUACCAACGGCAGCCAGAGAAGAAAGCAUGGGCAUAUGUUUUGUGGGGGAGAAGCGCAAAUUCCAUGACUUUAUAUCCCAAUAUAUACCACCUAGACCUGGUCCGAUCAUCAACCUGGAAACAGGAGUUCAAGUGGGCGAACAUGCAGGGCUAUGGAAUUUCACUAUUGGUCAGGGUGCUAAGGUGAAGGGUCUUAAACAGAAGACUUUUGUUGUGAAGAAAGAUAUCCCAAAGAACAUAAUAUAUGUCGUGUCUGGGACGGAUCAUCCAGCGUUAUACGCCCGAUCUUUGGUCAUCCAUGCUUGGACCUGGAUAUGGGCUGACAGCCCACCAACAGAGCUCAUGUAUCCCGGUGGUCUCAAAGCGCGUAUGAAAUUCCGGCAUGUGAUGUCUGACAUAGACUGUACUGUGUACUCUGACAACGGUCACAUUCGCAUCGAUUUCGAUGAGCCACAGAAGGCCGUUGCACCAGGGCAAGUUGCAACGGUUUACAUUGAAGACUGGUGUUUAGGAUGCGGUACAAUCAUCGAUGUGGCUUAG
Messenger RNA from Suillus paluster, 1095 nucleotides. RefSeq names its product tRNA-specific 2-thiouridylase. Gene Ontology annotation, molecular function: sulfurtransferase activity. The record is from RefSeq and is a predicted model, not a curated record. The transcript is spliced from 8 exons. Gene Ontology annotation, biological process: tRNA wobble position uridine thiolation. Gene Ontology annotation, cellular component: mitochondrion. The coding region runs from base 1 to 1095 and encodes 364 amino acids. Lineage: Eukaryota; Fungi; Basidiomycota; Agaricomycetes; Boletales; Suillaceae.